Molecule: messenger RNA, 2000 nt
Organism: Colias croceus (clouded yellow)
Lineage: Eukaryota; Metazoa; Arthropoda; Insecta; Lepidoptera; Pieridae
Gene: Ric
Product: GTP-binding protein Rit2
Exons: 5
Coding region: 235-894 (219 amino acids)
Biological process (GO): Ras protein signal transduction
Cellular component (GO): plasma membrane
Molecular function (GO): GTPase activity; calmodulin binding; GDP binding
Source: RefSeq, a predicted model, not a curated record
CAAUCAGCUGUCGAUUAAUAUUGGCGACAGAUUUCUGCCAUUAAUUUAAAUUAUAAAUAAUCAAUAAAAUGUGUGAUAAAUGGAGUGUCAUUUGAGCGAUUUAUCAUUAACGUGAGCAAGGUGGUGGUUUUGGGGGGUGGUCUCUGCGGAUGGAGUGUGAGGAGUUCAAGUGUUGCGAGUGACCGCGGCGGGCGCGGCUCGGCGGGGCCUCCGAGCACGCAGGCAUGCGGCGAUAUGACGGAGGCUGCAGGCACGUCGCGAGGCCUCCGUGUCUACAAGAUCGUGGUGCUGGGCGACGGCGGAGUGGGCAAAUCCGCGGUCACUCUCCAGUUUGUUAGUCACAGCUUCUUGGAUUAUCACGACCCGACGAUAGAGGAUUCAUACCAGCAGCAAGCAGUAAUUGAUGGUGAACCAGCUUUGCUAGAUAUACUUGAUACUGCAGGACAAGUAGAGUUCAAUGCAAUGCGAGAACAAUACAUGCGAUGUGGAGAAGGGUUCAUGUUAUGCUAUUCUGUGACUGACAGACGGUCAUUCCGUGCGGCUUCAGAGUACAAACGCUUACUCGCUCAGGCUAGACCUUCAGAGACUCUUCCUCUAGUCCUAGUGGGGAAUAAAUUGGACUUGGCACCAAGAUUUAGACAGGUAACAACAGAAGAAGGCAAGGCGUUGGCAACACAACUCGGGUGUCCGUUCUUCGAGACGUCGGCCGCGUUACGUCAUUUUGUAGAUGACGCCUUUCACGCGCUUAUCAGAGAAGUCCGCCGCCUUGAGAGACAGAGACAGUCAUCCCUAGUGGGUACGGGCGUAUCGACUGGCGGUGGUCGGCGCCGUUGGCGACGCUUACGCAGCAUAUUCGCGCUCGUGUUCCGACGCAGACGACGUCACACCCCUUGACCGCUCCGACAGCGACUGACGUGAGCUCUAUACUCUAUGACGUACUCGUUUUUUAAAAUAAGAACACAUUUUGACGUUCCACAUUUGACAUUGGCUUAACUGAUAACUCUAUAAUUUUGCAUCUAUGACUGAAAAAUGUCGGAAUUAUAAAUACCGAAUUAUAUUUUCAUAAUGACAACAUUGUUUAGCAUAAAUUUUGGAAAAUUGGGUAAAUAAAACAUCAAUAUUUUAAUUGUAAACAAUGUAAGCGUGUCUCACUGAAGAUAAAAAUCAUUCACUUGUGUAAAAAUUACAUACUAAUUACGAUACAUACUCGAGUGUUUCAGAGAUUUUUAUUCCUAAACGUGUAAUCCUAUUUAUACUCUAUUACAAUGGGUUUAAGUCUAAGAUGCCUAAAACCAUCCUUUUGUCUAUUAUCCUGUGUAUAACAGACCAUAAUUACUACAUUAGUUAAUGUAUACCUUUCACUACCUCAUAUUUAUGCUUUCUACUAAUUUGUGUUCUACAGCUAGUUUAAGUAUUAUGAACAGUAGUUAUUUUAUCUAAUUGAUAUAGAAUAAUAUUUUUUCUAGUUCAUUUAGGCCUAGUGCUACUUUUGUAUUGCCAGCUUAAAUAUUGAGUGGAAUUUAGGUGAACAGUAAACAUGUAUGAUUAACCUUUUAUAUCACAUGAGUGUACAACACACACAAUGUACUGCACAAUUUUUCUUACAAAUAAAGGCUUAAAAAAUUGUUACUUUUCGAUCGUUCCGUUCAUAGAUUGAUUUAAAUAAAAAAAAUACUUGCGCUAAGACCAUAACAUGUUAAAAUAACUCUUCCAUUGAGUGCGGCCUAUUGCAAUACAUUUUUUUUUGCCCUAAAUUGAAUAAUGUUUUUUUCAAAGUUAUACAUUGUUUUAUGCCUUUCAAUGUAACAUGAGUCCAUGUUAGGCCUCAACCUAACAAAUAGUCUUCCGUGAAUCCGAGCAAGCAAUAAUGAAAAGUACAUUGUAAAUUAUUCAGAUGUUUUAUAUGUUUUGACAUUAUUGGUCAAUAUGUAUAGCACAUAAGACAUAAAUGGUUUAUUCUAAUAGAUUAUUCAAUUAAUGUUUAAGUUGUUUGGAAAAAU